Oppia nitens is the source of this 1549-nucleotide messenger RNA. Its product is annotated as cytochrome P450 1A2-like. The transcript has 6 exons. Gene Ontology annotation, molecular function: monooxygenase activity; iron ion binding; heme binding. NCBI's taxonomy places the organism in Eukaryota, Metazoa, Arthropoda, Arachnida, Sarcoptiformes, Oppiidae. Bases 105 to 1517 code for a protein of 470 amino acids. The record is from RefSeq and is a predicted model, not a curated record.
AUCUUGGUCUAACUUAUUUUGGUUAUAAACUAGUUGAAUUGUAUUAUGUUUAUUCAAAAUUGCCCCCUGGUCCACUACCGUUACCAAUUUUGGGAAAUAAUUUAAUGUUUUGGACAUCGGCUCACAUUGAUGUUGUUAUGCGUAGAUUGGCCAAAAAAUAUGGUCCCGUUUUUACCGUAUAUGUUGGCCAUAAACCCCAAGUAAUUGUUGCCGACAUAACCAUUGCCAAUACGUUGUUUAAGCAAAAAAAUUACAGUGGACGCCCGACAUUGUUUACAACUCAAUUUUAUACCAAUGAAAAUAUGUGCGAUAUUGCUACAAGCGAUUAUGAUGAACGUUGGGCAGCCCUACGAUUAAUUGGCCACAAAGCAAUAGUAAAUUAUUCGAGAGACGAAAAAUUGGCAAAAAUUAUUAGCGAUUGUGUGGACACAACCAUUAGAAAGAUUAGCCAAAAAGAGUCUAACAAACCGUUUAAGCCGAACACCUAUCUGUUUGAUUUGACAUUCAAUAUAAUAGCAAAAAGUUUAUUCAAAAAAUCUAUUCCGUUAACUGACAGUGAAUACGAUUUUAUUAAAUACUAUUGCCGUGACAUUAACAACGAAUUCAGUGGCAGUCGUAUACUAUUGGAUUUGUCGCCACUGUUUGGUUGGCUAUUCCCACAGAUUGCCCAAAAAUUUUCGAAGGCUAUCAUCAAAUUCAAUCAAUUCAAUUAUGAGAAGCUUAAGCUACACUAUUUGGAUAGCGAUAGGGGUGGCGAUGAUGGUUAUGAAUCGGUUGUCCAAAAUUACAAACUAGACACCGAUGACGAUGACAAUGAUUUUUGCGAUGCCAUUAUCAAAGCUAAACGGGACGGUCUACGGGAUAACAAGCAAUGGUCAAAAUAUCUGACCGACCGGAAUCUCGGUCUGAUGGUUUCAAAUAUGUUUGAUACAGGGGUGGCAACAAUGGACGAUAGUAGCCAAUGGUUGCUAUUGUGGAUGACCUACUAUCCCCAGUGUCAACAGUUGAUGAGACAGGAAAUCAGUGAGAUUAUUGGCGACCAACAGCCCCGACACUCUGAUAGAUAUCAAUGUCAUUAUGUGAUGGCAUUUAUAGCCGAAAUGUUACGCUAUAUGAGUCUAUUGAGUUUCUAUCAUAAAACAUUGGAAACAACUAAAAUAGAAAAAUAUACAGUUCCCAAAAACACUAUUGUACUGUUAUACUUGGGCCAUGUUAUGCGCGAAGAUAGCCAAUGGGGUACCGAUGGCCACAGUUUCCGACCGGAACGUUUCAUCGAUACGGAUACUGGCCACUAUACGGGCAGCAAAUGCCCGCAGCUGAUACCCUAUAGUGUCGGCCUCAGAAAAUGUGUGGCCGAAAAACUGGCCAACGCUACCUUGUUUAUCAUAUGCGUACGACUACUGCAGUCAACCAAACGUAUCGAACUGGCCGAUAGUCAGGGCAUAAGUCCCGAUCCAUUGAUUUCCGAUAGACGACUGCCCAGAGCCUAUAAGAUUGUUAUCGAACCGAAUAUUUGAAAUUUUUUGAAUUGAAAAAAAGACAACUAAAG